Penicillium maclennaniae is the source of this 396-nucleotide messenger RNA. RefSeq names its product ubiquinol-cytochrome c reductase complex assembly factor 2. Gene Ontology annotation, molecular function: ribosome binding. Gene Ontology annotation, cellular component: Cbp3p-Cbp6 complex; mitochondrion. The coding region runs from base 1 to 396 and encodes 131 amino acids. The transcript is spliced from 2 exons. Lineage: Eukaryota; Fungi; Ascomycota; Eurotiomycetes; Eurotiales; Aspergillaceae. The record is from RefSeq and is a predicted model, not a curated record. Gene Ontology annotation, biological process: mitochondrial respiratory chain complex III assembly.
AUGUCGAAGCCGUCCCUCAACCCGAGUUCCGUCCAAACUCGCCUCUCGCAUAUCCUCAAACACUGGCCUUCUGACGCCGUGCGUCCAGCCUCCGUUUCAGUGCAAAAUUACCUCCAGUCCCGCAUUGCACUCCCCAAAAAUGAGCCAACAUCGUCUUCCACGCCGACUUCGACGCCAGCACCGAAAGCAGAGAUCUCUGAGUCCUCAGUAAAUGCGCUCUCCGCUCUUCUAGAGAACCGUUUCGCGCGUGCAUACCCGAUCUCCGAGAAAAUCCGAUACCCAGCCAGCGACCCGGAAUACUUCGAUAACCUUAUUCGCGAGUUUGAGGAGGCGCCGAAUCGCGAUUGGUUUGGUCGGGUAAAGAAGAGACUCGGCGGUAUCCUGCGCUUGCAGUGA